Messenger RNA from Diceros bicornis minor, 1128 nucleotides. RefSeq names its product IMP U3 small nucleolar ribonucleoprotein 3 (gene IMP3). The coding region runs from base 41 to 595 and encodes 184 amino acids. Gene Ontology annotation, biological process: rRNA processing. Gene Ontology annotation, cellular component: small-subunit processome; small ribosomal subunit; Mpp10 complex. Gene Ontology annotation, molecular function: snoRNA binding; rRNA binding; structural constituent of ribosome. NCBI's taxonomy places the organism in Eukaryota, Metazoa, Chordata, Mammalia, Perissodactyla, Rhinocerotidae. The transcript has a single exon. The record is from RefSeq and is a predicted model, not a curated record.
GCGUUCAGCCUUGCUUCCUGCCGUUUAGGCAGCCGCCAUCAUGGUGCGGAAACUUAAGUUCCACGAGCAGAAGCUGCUGAAGCAGGUGGACUUCUUGAACUGGGAGGUUACCGACCACAACCUGCACGAGCUGCGCGUGUUGCGGCGUUAUCGGCUGCAGCGGCGCGAAGACUACACGCGCUACAACCAACUGAGCCGUGCUGUGCGCGAGCUGGCGCGGCGCCUGCGCGACCUGCCCGAGCGCGACCCGUUUCGCGUGCGUGCCUCGGCCGCGCUACUGGACAAGCUGUAUGCUCUCGGCCUGGUGCCCACGCGCGGCUCCCUGGAGCUCUGCGACUUCGUCACAGCCUCGUCCUUCUGCCGCCGCCGCCUGCCCACCGUGCUCCUUAAGCUGCGCAUGGCGCAGCAUCUCCAGGCCGCCGUGGCCUUCGUGGAGCAGGGCCACGUGCGCGUGGGCCCCGACGUGGUCACGGACCCCGCCUUCCUUGUCACGCGCAGCAUGGAGGACUUCGUCACUUGGGUUGACUCCUCUAAGAUCAAGCGGCACGUGUUGGAGUACAAUGAGGAGCGCGAUGACUUCGAUCUGGAGGCCUAGCGGUCUUACCCCCCGCGGCUGCGUUUUAUGGAUGGGGAGGCUGAGAUCUGAUGCUUGUGAUUCUGUGGAGGCGCUGUUCCCAAGAGUGUAUCAGCCGCUCGUCGGUUCUUAAGAACUUGGCUCCUCACCUGCAAGCCACGCACAGAGCCCAAGGGUACGCCUCUGUUUUCCACGAAAUUUUCUUAGCUCUUGGACUGUUGAUAGUUAAAUGACUGCCUUAAAGGACAAUGGGAAGCGGUUUUGUGCUGCGCUGGAGAAUUGUUAGGUUCCUGUGCCUGAAACGUAGUGUAAAAGCAAGAACUAUGUGCCCCCCACCCCCAGCUUUCCCUUUAUUUUGCAGCAGGACAGUUUGGUUCAAUUUAUUUAACUGGAAUUCUUGCUGUUGUUCAUGAUUAAGCUGUGUACAGACGAUGAGAGUUUGCUCUCAAGUUUUCAUAAAAUGGAUGAGACUUUAGUGUGCAGGGUCACCUCCCUUAUUUAAAGGAAUGCUUUCUUAAUGCCAAUAAAUGGCCCAACUGCUUUGUAAGUGCAAA